CUUCCUUUAAGGUAGUAUUUCCUGAAGUUUUUCAGUCCCUCACACAUUCGGGUAUUCUGGGUUGAUUUCAUGUUAUGAUAGUCCUCAGUCGCACCGGCUUGCCCGCAAAACGAUGUGCUUCUCUUUUACUCAAUCACGUAACUCCGUUAUCAACAUGCGCGCAAAAUAUCCUACUGAAACGAACCAAUCUUGAGCGGCGGAGGACUUCUAUAGAAUAUUCAAAUAGGCGGAGUUUUCACUCCAGCCGGCCGUCUAGUAAAGAAGAUUACUAUAAAACAUUGGGUAUCAAAAAAGAUGCAACUGCAAAGGAGAUUAAGAAAGCUUAUUUUCAAUUAGCAAAAAAAUAUCAUCCUGAUGUAAAUAAAACCAAAGAAGCACAAGAAAAAUUUCAAGAAAUUUCCGAAGCUUAUGAGGUCUUGAGUGAUGACAACAAACGUCAGGAAUAUGAUACCUUCGGCGCUGGUGGUUCACCAGGUGGUAUGGGAGGACGAGGUGGUGAAUGGCAGUACAAGGGCAAUGUUGACGUUAAUGAGAUCUUCCGUCGCGCUUUCGGGUUCGGUAGUGGUGGGGGCUUCAAUUGGGAUACAUUCGCUGAUUCUCAGUUUGGUCACUCUCAUGCACAAGAAAUGGUAAUGGACAUCUCAUUCGAAGAAGCAGUGCGAGGUGCUCAAAAGAACGUUUUCGUCAACGUAGUCGAAGAUUGUCCGCGAUGCAAAGGCACCCAAGUUGAACCAGGUUACAAAAAAGUUUCGUGUCCUUAUUGCAAUGGCACGGGGAUGAUCUCACAGCGGCUACAAGGGGGAUUUUUCUACCAAGCAACGUGUAAUCGGUGUGGAGGAUCAGGGCACUACAAUAAGAAUCCUUGCCAAGAAUGCGAAGGACAUGGUCAGAGCGUUCAGCGACGGCAGGUCUCGUUCAACGUACCUGCUGGGACAAGUGAUAAGGACCGAGUGCGGUUCCAAGUUGGAAAGAACCAAAUAUACAUGAUGUUCAACGUUGCUCCUUCGCUGAAGUUCCGACGAGACAAAGAUGAUAUACAUUGUGAUGUUGAAAUCAGCAUUGCCCAAGCAGUGUUAGGAGGCACAGUGAAGGUUCCGGGUAUUAUGGAAGAUAUUUAUGUGCAUAUACCACCAGGAACUGCUAGUCAUACGAAGAUGAGGUUAUCUGGUAAAGGAGUGAAGCGGUUGCAUUCCGCGGGAUAUGGUGAUCAGUAUAUUCACAUCAAAGUUGGUGUUCCUAGCCAUCUAAGUGCCGAACAACGUGAGCUUAUGUUAGCUUGGGCCGCUACCGAGAAACCCAAAAGUGGAACGAUUAAGGGAUUUGAAGACUCUAGUAGUAAAUCAACGUCACGGCAAACGCGAGCGAAGGAGAAUGUAAAGUCGCAGAAGAGUGAGGGACAGCAAUCACCUAUCGGUGAGUCUGACGCUCAGCGAGUAGACGGGGAUUCAAACACAGGUUUCUUGGGCAAGCUGAAGAAAACGAUAUUCGGAAAGUAG
Cylicocyclus nassatus is the source of this 1496-nucleotide messenger RNA. The record is from the annotation of a GenBank genome assembly. Lineage: Eukaryota; Metazoa; Nematoda; Chromadorea; Rhabditida; Strongylidae.